AUGUCCGUGAGGCCACGCGUUGGAACCCUCUGGGAUGUGUCCAUACAUCAAGGAUGUGCGAAUAGCGUGGGAUUCCAAGCAUGUAUGUUCAUUGAAAAGGCCGCCCGUGUUCUUUAUAAGUUCUGUCGUCCUAGCGAGUCUUCACUUCUCAGUCUUGAAUUCAAACGCUCAAGCGCCCACAGCCCAAGCACGAUAAGUAAUACAAACAAGUCAGAAGACAGUCGUUGA
Molecule: messenger RNA, 228 nt
Organism: Heterobasidion irregulare TC 32-1
Lineage: Eukaryota; Fungi; Basidiomycota; Agaricomycetes; Russulales; Bondarzewiaceae
Exons: 1
Coding region: 1-228 (75 amino acids)
Source: RefSeq, a predicted model, not a curated record